Molecule: messenger RNA, 1370 nt
Organism: Piliocolobus tephrosceles (Ugandan red Colobus)
Lineage: Eukaryota; Metazoa; Chordata; Mammalia; Primates; Cercopithecidae
Gene: ATP1B2
Product: ATPase Na+/K+ transporting subunit beta 2
Exons: 7
Coding region: 371-1243 (290 amino acids)
Biological process (GO): intracellular sodium ion homeostasis; potassium ion import across plasma membrane; intracellular potassium ion homeostasis
Cellular component (GO): sodium:potassium-exchanging ATPase complex
Molecular function (GO): ATPase activator activity
Source: RefSeq, a predicted model, not a curated record
CUGCAUUCUGCUCGGCUUUUGUAGCCGUCUGCUUUUGCACCCCUUUUCGUUCUGUUUCUAGACGGUUUGGCGAGGGUGAAGCUGCGUUCAUACCCCUUCCUCUUGUUAUUCUCUCCUGCUCUGACAGCACCUCUUUUCAUAGCAGUUGGGGGGCCUAGGAUCGGUGCAUCUUCCGCCGCGCUGCCAGCACCCCGCAGCGCGUGGCCGUGCACCCCGGAAUCUGCAGCAGCUGCAUAUCUGAGGGGGGUCUCCUUUGCCUCCGCCACCUUUGCUCCCCGCGCUUUUGGUUGUGUGGAGGGCUUCAGCGCGCGGCGCCCCCGCUUGUCCGCAGCCCCCUGCCCCGCGCCCGGACUCGACCCGCGCCGCCAAGAUGGUCAUCCAGAAAGAGAAGAAGAGCUGCGGGCAGGUGGUUGAAGAGUGGAAGGAGUUCGUGUGGAACCCGAGGACGCACCAGUUUAUGGGCCGCACCGGGACCAGCUGGGCCUUUAUCCUCCUCUUCUACCUCGUUUUUUAUGGGUUCCUCACCGCCAUGUUCACCCUCACCAUGUGGGUGAUGCUGCAGACUGUCUCCGACCAUACCCCCAAGUACCAGGACCGACUGGCUACACCGGGCUUGAUGAUUCGUCCCAAGACUGAGAACCUUGAUGUCAUUGUCAAUGUCAGUGACACUGAAAGCUGGGACCAGCAUGUUCAGAAGCUCAACAAGUUCUUGGAGCCUUACAACGACUCUAUCCAAGCCCAAAAGAAUGAUGUCUGCCGCCCUGGGCGCUAUUACGAACAGCCAGAUAAUGGAGUCCUCAACUACCCCAAACGUGCCUGCCAAUUCAACCGGACCCAGCUAGGCAACUGCUCUGGCAUUGGGGACCCCACCCACUAUGGCUACAGCACUGGGCAGCCCUGUGUCUUCAUCAAGAUGAAUCGGGUCAUCAACUUCUACGCAGGAGCAAACCAGAGCAUGAAUGUUACCUGUGCUGGGAAGCGAGAUGAAGAUGCUGAGAAUCUCGGCAACUUCGUCAUGUUCCCUGCCAACGGUAACAUCGACCUCAUGUACUUCCCCUACUAUGGCAAAAAGUUCCACGUGAACUACACACAGCCCCUGGUGGCCGUGAAGUUCCUGAAUGUGACCCCCAAUGUGGAGGUGAAUGUAGAAUGCCGCAUCAACGCCGCCAACAUCGCCACAGAUGAUGAGCGAGACAAGUUCGCCGGCCGUGUGGCCUUCAAACUCCGCAUCAACAAAACCUGAGGCCCCUUCCUCCCACCCCAUCUCUCUCCUGUGGAUGCUCCUGGAAUGUCCCUGACCCUGCCUGAUCCCUCCCUCACCCACCCCAAAGGUAUUUUUGAUAACAGAGCUAUGACUUGUCUGAGCCUCA